Nilaparvata lugens (brown planthopper) is the source of this 711-nucleotide messenger RNA. Its product is annotated as EKC/KEOPS complex subunit TPRKB. Gene Ontology annotation, biological process: telomere maintenance via recombination; tRNA threonylcarbamoyladenosine modification. The coding region runs from base 135 to 680 and encodes 181 amino acids. Gene Ontology annotation, cellular component: nucleus; EKC/KEOPS complex; cytosol. NCBI's taxonomy places the organism in Eukaryota, Metazoa, Arthropoda, Insecta, Hemiptera, Delphacidae. The transcript has a single exon. The record is from RefSeq and is a predicted model, not a curated record.
CUUUUAGCCAGACUUUAUUUAUAUUGGUUUUAUUAUCUUACACUACUAGAUCUAACAGUGAAUUACUAUAUUAUAUACAUUUCAUUUGAUUAUUAAUGUUGCUUUUCCAUUAGAUCAAUUAAUAAGUGAACUGUAUGACUUUGUUUGAGACUAAGCGUGAAAACGAAAUGAUUUCCUACGACUUAGAAUUUGAUUUUAAAAUGCAUGUUAAACUUGCAUCGAAUGUGAAGAACUCCAAGGAAAUAUCCGAACGAUUAAAAAGUGGUAAUUUGAACUGUGCGUUAAUAAGACCCCAUCUAGUUUUAGACCCCUUUCAGAUCGCCGUUGCUGCAAACAAAGCCGUUUACAAUAUGAAGAUGUCUAAUCUUGUGACCAAAAACAUCAACAGUGAGAUAAUCUUCAACUUGGGCAUUACGAGGAACAUUAGUGCUUCAUUCAAAGAUUUCGGAAUAAGAAUUGAUGAUGAUAAUUUUCUGGUUGUCAUAAUUGGUGAUGAACAGACUGCCGAAGACAUUUGGCGGCUAAUUGAAUGUUCCUAUGCCUUUCCAUCAUCCAUCAAACUGAGAGACUAUAAUGAUGAAAAUGCAAUAUCCAAAUAUUAUAAAAUUUCGGAAAAUGAAUUGAAUGCUUCAGAUUUACUAAGUUCAGUAGUUUCAAGAAUAGCUAUAAAAGGAAUUUGAGCUGAUUAAACAUAAUUUCAUAAAUUUGCAA